Capsicum annuum is the source of this 603-nucleotide messenger RNA. RefSeq names its product ammonium transporter 1 member 2-like. The record is from RefSeq and is a predicted model, not a curated record. Gene Ontology annotation, biological process: ammonium transmembrane transport; ammonium homeostasis. Gene Ontology annotation, cellular component: membrane. NCBI's taxonomy places the organism in Eukaryota, Viridiplantae, Streptophyta, Magnoliopsida, Solanales, Solanaceae. Gene Ontology annotation, molecular function: ammonium channel activity.
AUCCUUUUUUUAUAAAAUAAAUAAAAUCUUUAAAAUGAAAACAAUUAAUUUAAAAGAAAAAAAAACCUCCCGGCGUCUAUAUAAACCAUACCCAAGCCCAACGUUAAUUUGCGUCACUUGCAAGCUCCUUCUUCUUUCAUCACUCUCUCCAUUUAAUUAAACCAUGGCCUCCGCCAUGACCUGCUCGGCUGCCGACCUCCUCCCUCAUCUCGGCAACUCAGCCAAUGCUACAGCGGCCGCAGAAUUUAUAUGCGGUCGUUUCACAGCGGUCUCAGAGUACCUCUCAAACACCACCUACGCGGUGGACAGCACGUACCUCCUCUUCUCAGCUUACCUCGUUUUUGCCAUGCAGUUGGGAUUUGCCAUGUUGUGCGCGGGUUCUGUCCGCGCCAAGAACACAAUGAAUAUAAUGCUUACGAACGUGCUUGAUGCCGCUGCUGGUGGCUUGUCUUAUUACCUCUUUGGUUUUGCCUUUGCCUUUGGAGCUCCCUCCAAUGGUUUCAUUGGCAAGCAUUUCUUUGGAUUGAAGGAGUUUCCUUCACAAUCCUUUGACUAUAGCUACUUUCUUUAUCAAUGGGCGUUCGCCAUAGCUGCUGCAGGUAU